Drosophila serrata is the source of this 1607-nucleotide messenger RNA. It is a transcript of the gene Spn42De, whose product is annotated as Serpin 42De. The record is from RefSeq and is a predicted model, not a curated record. NCBI's taxonomy places the organism in Eukaryota, Metazoa, Arthropoda, Insecta, Diptera, Drosophilidae. Gene Ontology annotation, molecular function: serine-type endopeptidase inhibitor activity.
AUUUCAUAUUAACGUUAGUGGACAUACAACUAUAGUUCCUAAUAAGUUAUUCUAUGUAAAAUCUGUGUUUUUCCAGUAAUCUUGUUGUGGGUGCAUAGUUUUUUUUAUAGAAUUUGAAUAAGAUUUUGGUGAAGGCCAAAACCUGUUGCAGGACUGGGGAAUUACAGCAUAAAAUCAACCACCAAUAGGAAAAACGUCCCAAAGAAACCUGUCGAAGUCCAAAUGAUAAACAAAAAUCAGCUCUUCUGAGAACCAUAUUUUGGAUUUAGCUCAGUUCGUUCCAUCAUGUCAGCCAAGGCUACGUUGUUCAUUUUUCUCCUCCAGGUCUUGAUUCUGGCCAUGGCCAAUACAGUUAACUACUCCAAGAGCUCUGCGGGCGAUGCAAAAUUCGCCUCGAAGCUUUAUGGCCAACUGGCCAAGGCUGAGCCAGGUCAGAAUAUCAUCCUUUCGCCGUCGUCCAUAAGGACGGGCUUGGCACUGGCCUAUAUGGGCGCCGAAGGCAGCACCGCCGACGAGCUGAAGCAAGGACUGGGCCUGGAGGGAGCUGGCAAAACUGAGGUGGCUCAGCACUUCGCCCAGCUCCUGGCCAAAGGACAGCAGCCGACGCAAUCAGGGGAUGGAGAUGAAUUCGGGCCCAAAUUGAAGUAUGCCAAUCGGAUUUAUGUGGCUCAGCAGUUCCAGCUGGCCAAGGUGUAUCAGGAGCUAGUCAGCAAAUACUUCGCAGCAGGGGCCGAGAAUGUGAACUUCACCCGGAGUGCAGAGGCGGCCAAGCGCAUUAACUCCUGGGUGGAGGAGCAGACCCACCAGCAAAUCAAGGGCCUCAUUGGCCCGGACUCCCUCGAUGAAAGCACGGCUGCCAUUCUGGUCAACGCCAUUUACUUUAAGGCCGACUGGCUGAGCAGCUUCCCCGACUACGCCACAUUUUCCCGCCACUUUGUCAAUCACGGCGGUCGAAGGGUCAGCGUGGACACCAUGUCCCAAUCGGAUUACUUUAGGUGCGGCGAGCUGUCAGAGUUGAAGGCCAAAGCCCUGGAAUUGCCAUACAUAGGCACGGAUAUCGUCUUCCUGAUCAUCCUGCCACAGGAGGAGCAGGGACUGGCGUCCCUCGAACAGAAGCUGAAUAGCCUGGACUUGGGAGAAAUAAGUUCCCAGUUGAGCAGACGAAAGGUCAACGUGCAACUUCCAAAAUUCAAAUUCGAGUUCGAUGUACCCCUGCAGCCAGUUCUGGAGGAGCUGGGCAUUCGGAAACUAUUCUCUCCCCAGGCGGAUCUUGGCAGCCUGCUCCAAGCCUCGACACCCCUUCGCAUCUCGGAGGUGAAGCACAAGGCCAUCAUUGAGGUGAAUGAAAAAGGAACCACUGCCAGCGGGGCCACUUUUAUCAAGGCGGAGCUGGAAUCCCUGUUGGUGGGCGAGGAGAUCUUUGAGUUCACGGCGGAUCACCCAUUCUUCUUUGCCAUCAAGGACACGCAGAGCACCCUCUUCCUGGGCCACGUCAGUCAGCUCUAACGUCAAGGAGCGUGCGUAACUUCCCGAACUCAAUAUCCGCAUCCAAUAAACGCCAAUUUUCGAUGUCAAGUGCAGGGACACAAGCACUGACAAGUAUAUCA